AUGUUAAUGAUGAGUUACACGGAAAAGCACGAAGAUAUUACAAAAGAAGAAUGGAUGGACAAACUGAACAAUGUACACAUACAGAGGGCCGUCAUGAACCGGCUUAUUAUGAAUUACCUGGUGACUGGUAGGCCAUCAUUCACACUUUGCAUUUGUGUCAUUUGCUGCUAAAACAACCUCCAAUCUGAGCCGCGCUCAAUCCCAGUUUACUGUUCUGCUCCGAACAUCUUUGGCUUUUCAGCUUGCCUCUACUUGCAGAAUCACUCACCUUUUUCCUUGAUCUAUCCUAUAUCCGGUUGAUUGUUCUUGUGAUUUUGAUGGUCUCACUCUUGUCUGUGUUUGUGCAGAGUGGUUUAAAGAGGCAGCCGAGAAGUUCCGGAUGGAGUCUGGGAUCGAGCCCAGUGUGGACCUGGACUCGCUGGAUGAGAGGAUAAAGAUCAGAGAGAUGAUCCUAAAGGGUCAAAUUCAGGAGGCCAUCGCACUCAUCAAUCGCUUACACCCAGAACUACUUGACACCAACUGCUACCUGUACUUUCACCUGCAGGUAAGGAUGCCCUCAGUGGACUGUUUUGGGACCAGAGCCUGUCCAAAUCAUAAGCAUCUCAAUGUGGAUGUCCAUUGAAUACACCAAAACACUUGAUGAAACCUCUGUCAUCCCUCUCCAUUUCUUUCCCCUUUCCUCUUUGUAGCAACAGCACUUGAUUGAGUUAAUCAGGCUGCGGGAGACAGAGUCUGCGUUGGAGUUUGCCCAGACACAGCUGGCAGAGCAGGGGGAGGAGAGCAGAGAGUGCCUAACAGAGAUGGAGAGGACACUGGCUCUUCUUGCCUUCGACACCCCAGAGGAGUCGCCCUUUGGAGACCUGCUUAACAUGAUCCAGCGACAGAAGGUGUUUGUGUGUGUGGUCUAUCAUCUGCAUCAUUGUAUUAUAUUAUUAGAGCCUCUUUACACUACACUAGUUUGACGACACACUAGUUCCAUGACACAUACAGUGGGGAAAAAAAGUAUUUAGUCAGCCACCAAUUGUGCAAGUUCUCCCACUUAAAAAGAUGAGAGAGGCCUGUAAUUUUCAUCAUAGGUACACGUCAACUAUGACAGACAAAAUUUGGAAAAAAAAUCCAGAAAAUCACAUUGUAGGAUUUUUAAUGAAUUUAUUUGCAAAUUAUGGUGGAAAAUAAGUAUUUGGUCAAUAACAAAAGUUUCUCAAUACUUUGUUAUAUACCCUUUGUUUGCAAUGACACAGGUCAAACGUUUUCUGUAAGUCUUCACAAGGUUUUCACACACUGUUGCUGGUAUUUUGGCCCAUUCCUCCAUGCAGAUCUCCUCUAGAGCAGUGAUGUUUUGGGGCUGUCGCUGGGCAACACGGACUUUCAACUCCCUCCAAAGAUUUUCUAUGGGGUUGAGAUCUGGAGACUGGCUAGGCCACUCCAGGACCUUGAAAUGCUGCUUACGAAGCCACUCCUUCGUUACCCGGGCGGUGUGUUUGGGAUCAUUGUCAUGCUGAAAGACCCAGCCACGUUUCAUCUUCAAUGCCCUUGCUGAUGGAAGGAGGUUUUCACUCAAAAUCUCACGAUACAUGGCCCCAUUCAUUAUUUCCUUUACACGGAUCAGUCGUCCUGGUCCCUUUGCAGAAAAACAGCCCCAAAGCAUGAUGUUUCCACCCCCAUGCUUCACAGUAGGUAUGGUGUUCUUUGGAUGCAACUCAGCAUUCUUUGUCCUCCAAACACGACGAGUUGAGUUUUUACCAAAAAGUUCUAUUUUGGUUUCAUCUGACCAUAUGACAUUCUCCCAAUCCUCUUCUGGAUCAUCCAAAUGCACUCUAGCAAACUUCAGACGGGCCUGGACAUGUACUGGCUUAAGCAGGGGGACACGUCUGGCACUGCAGGAUUUGAGUCCCUGGCGGCGUAGUGUGUUACUGAUGGUAGGCUUUGUUACUUUGGUCCCAGCUCUCUGCAGGUCAUUCACUAGGUUCCCCCGUGUGGUUCUGGGAUUUUUGCUCACCGUUCUUGUGAUCAUUUUGACCCCACGGGGUGAGAUCUUGCGUGGAGCCCCAGAUCGAGGGAGAUUAUCAGUGGUCUUGUAUGUCUUCCAUUUCCUAAUAAUUGCUCCCACAGUUGAUUUCUUCAAACCAAGCUGCUUACCUAUUGCAGAUUCAGUCUUCCCAGUCUGGUGCAGGUCUACAAUUUUGUUUCUGGUGUCCUUUGACAGCUCUUUGGUCUUGGCCAUAGUGGAGUUUGGAGUGUGACUGUUUGAGGUUGUGGACAGGUGUCUUUUAUACUGAUAACAAGUUCAAACAGGUGCCAUUAAUACAGGUAACGAGUGGAGGACAGAGGAGCCUCUUAAAGAAGAAGUUACAGGUCUGUGAGAGCCAGAAAUCUUGCUUGUUUGUAGGUGACCAAAUACUUAUUUUCCACCAUAAUUUGCAAAUAAAUUCAUUAAAAAUCCUACAAUGUGAUUUUCUGGAUUUUUUUUCCUCAAUUUGUCUGUCAUAGUUGACGUGUACCUAUGAUGAAAAUUACAGGCCUCUCUCAUCUUUUUAAGUGGGAGAACUUGCACAAUUGGUGGCUGACUAUAUACUUUUUUCCCCCUAUGUAUAUUAUUAAUGUAAAAAUACAUUUUGUGACUCUUUGCAUUGAUCAAGUGUGCAACAUUAUGUGCAAUAUGGUUUAGAUGACAAGCUCCUGUAUAGUUUGAAUAGUUAUCCUUAUUUUGUUUUUCUAAAUACUAAGGUAUUUACGGUAUGCUAAUAGCUGCACACACACAUGAAUCAGGAAUGUGGCUUUGGCCACCACACCACAUCCAAAGCUAAUGUAAGGAUAGUUUAAACAGAAAAGUUGAAAAUCUGAAGUUGAAGAGACACAGAUCUUACUUCACAUAUUUUACGAAUAGCCUUAAUGUGCAUGUGAAAAGGGGUCUAUGUGUGACUGUAUUCCUGUAAUUGACACUUCUGAAUGCUAUUCAGGUGUGGAGUGAGGUGAACCAGGCUGUGUUGGACUAUGAGAACAGGGAGUCAACGCCCAAACUGGCCAAGCUACUCAAGCUGCUGUUGUGGGUUCAGAAUGAGCUGGACCAGAAGAAAGUCAAAUACCCCAAAAUGACAGACUUCAGCAAAGGCAUUAUUGAGGAUCUCAAGUAA
Coregonus sp. 'balchen' is the source of this 3134-nucleotide messenger RNA. The record is from the annotation of a GenBank genome assembly. Lineage: Eukaryota; Metazoa; Chordata; Actinopteri; Salmoniformes; Salmonidae.